UGCAUCCAUGUUUGAGACUGUUCACUCUUUGUGUCUAAUUUCAUUUUCCUGGUCUCAUGUGUGGAGUAUUAAGAGCAGAUCCCUUUUCAUCCUGGAAUUUGGAUCAUUAUUUUCUGGCAAUGAAUAACUGCGUUCUUCUGGAAGAAGAACUGAUAAAAAAAUCUCAGCAAAAAAGAAGAACCUCCCCUUCCAACUUUAAAGUUCGAUUCUUUGUCUUAACAAAAUCAAGACUGGCAUAUUUUGAACGUCGGCCUGGGAAAAAAAGAAUUCUAAAGGGUUCAAUUGAACUAUCCAAGAUUAAAUGUGUAGAACUUGUGAAAAGUGACAUCCCAGUUCCAUGUCACUAUAAAUAUCCUUUCCAGAUUUUUCAUGACAGCUAUAUGCUUUACAUCUUUGCUCCCAACCUAGCAAGCUGCCAGAAAUGGGUCAUGGUUCUGAAAGAAGAAACUCAGAACAACACCACUUUGGUGUCAAAGUUUCACCCAAAUUUUUGGAUAGAUGGACGAUGGAGAUGUUGUGCUCAGCUAGAAAAGAUGGCAACAGGCUGCACGGAAUAUAUUCCAGCCAAGACUGCCUCUAGUAAACCUCUACCGCCUACACCGGAGAAUAACAUGAAAUCAUCACUGGAUACCAAGGAAUCUUCAGUAGUUGCCAUUUAUGAUUAUAUUGCUCAGAAUCCUCAGGAACUGACAUUACGAUGCAAUGAGGAAUAUUAUGUUAUUGAUAACUCUGAAGUCCAUUGGUGGUUGGUUCAGGAUAAGAAUGGGCAUGGAGGAUAUGUGCCAAGCAGCUACAUAGUAGAAAAAUCACCAGAUAAUCUUCAAAUAUAUAAUUGGUACAACAAGAAUAUCAGCAGAACCAAAGCAGAAGCAAUGCUCAGGGAAGAGGAUAAAGAAGGAGCUUUCAUGGUGAGAGACUCAAGACAGCGUGGCACCUAUACAGUCUCUGUCUUCACAAAAGCAUUAAACAAUGACAACAGCCCUGUUAUAAAGCACUAUCACAUCAAGGAGACCAGUGACAAGCCCAAGAGGUAUUAUCUGGCAGAGAAACAUAUUUUUGAUUAUAUCCCGGAAUUGAUCAAUUACCACCAGUAUAAUGCAGGAGGUCUUGUUACUCGAUUGAGAUAUGCUGUCUCCUCCUGGAGAGAAAAAGCUCCUGUUACAGCUGGAUUAAGUUAUGGUAAAUGGAUUAUUAGUCCGCAAGAACUAACAUUUGAACAGGAGAUCGGUGUUGGCGAGUUUGGAGUGGUUCAUCUUGGUUACUGGCUUGAUCGGAUGAAAGUGGCUAUAAAGACAAUUCGCACAGGAACAAUGUCAGAAGAAGACUUUAUUGAAGAGGCCCAAGUCAUGAUGAAAGUAUCUCACCCCAAAUUGGUCCAGUUACAUGGGGUAUGCAUGCAAAAUUCUCCUAUAUGUUUAGUAUUUGAGUUCAUGGAGUUUGGAUGUUUAUCUGAUUACCUGAAAAGGCAACGUGGAAGCUUAUCAAAGGAAGUACUUCUCGGAAUGUGUCAAGAUGUUUGUGAGGGAAUGGCUUAUCUUGAGGAGGCAUCUGUCAUUCAUAGAGAUCUGGCUGCUCGGAACUGUUUGGUGGGUGAAUUUCAAGUUGUCAAAGUGUCAGAUUUUGGAAUGUCACGGUAUGUUCUUGAUGAUCAAUAUACCAGUUCCAUGGGUACUAAAUUCCCCAUCAGGUGGUCAGCACCAGAGGUUUUUUCCUAUAACCGCUAUAGCACCAAGUCGGAUGUAUGGUCAUUUGGAGUAUUGAUGUGGGAGGUAUUCUCUGAAGGCAAAACUCCUUACGAGAAUCGGACAAAUGCUGAUGUGGUAGAAGAAGUCAGUGCUGGCCUCCGAUUGUAUAAACCCAGACUUGCUUCCAAUACCAUUUAUAAUCUUAUGCAACAUUGUUGGAAUGAGAAGCAAAACGACAGACCACCUUUUUCUCACCUGCUCUACCAUCUCAAUGAAAUUUCUGAAUCUGAUCUUUAAGAAUGAGUGGAUUUGAAAAGAUAUGAAAAACAUACAUUUUUGUAAUCAUUAUAUCUUGAAGAAGUAACAAACUGCGACUGAGAUACUAAGAAGACUCUUGGCCUUUUGAGAAAAUUGAGAACCAAGAAAGUGGACAGUUCAAGAUACAGGGAAGUAGUCUGAUGUGCUGUUGAGAGAGAGAGAGAGAGAGAGAGAGAGAGAGAGAGAGAGAGAGAGAGAGAGAGAGAGAGAGAAUGGAAUAGACUUCUUUGAUUUUCAUUCUAAUUUGGCUGCAGUGAAAUAAAUCCUUGCAUCUUUCAUUCACUGAUUCUAUAAUUACACUAUUAUGGACAGAUUCAGGAAAUACAGCUGAAUCUAUUAUCUGAGAUUUCUUAAGCUAAAGUUAUUGAUUUGCUUUUUGUCAGUUGAAACGUUGCCAUGAAUAUAUAUAUAGGCGUCCACUUAUUUUUUGUGGAAUUGCCCCAAAUAUAAAGAUUGCUUUUAUACAGUUAUUCUGAACUAUUCUUAUGAAACUCACUCUGAUCUGUUUGUGACUGCAAGUGUAAUUCUUUAUUUUUGUCAGGAAUAUAUUGAACAUAUUUUUAACCAUUCCUUUAAAAAUAAGCACUAUGUAACUUUGCUUAGUGUAAAUCACUUAUGGGGCUGAAAUAUAGCUGAAUUCAUCUUCUCUGGGGUUUGCUACAUCUUACUCUUUCAAGGAGGAGAAAACUAUUGGAGAUUGUAGACUAUAUAAAAUUUUGUAUUUCUGAAUUAACAUUUAUUUUCCACCACUCAUACAUAUCAACACACAAUAAAAGGAAUAAAUUACAAUAAUGUUUAUAAAACAUUAACAUUCCAAAUAAAUAAUGCUGUAAAGGGUGCUUCUCAGGCAUUCAGCUUCAGUUUCUCAGUCACAGACCCUGAGCUUGAAGAAAUAUUGACCUUUAGAUGGAAAAGUAAAUUGUUCCAGAAAUAGUCUGAUGUAUUGAAAGGGCAGAUAAAAAUAAUGGAAGAAUUCUGGCACAUCUAUAUAUUUUUGGAUUUCGUGUUAUAAAGGCCUGGAUAACCACAGGGGAGCCAGUGAUAUAAUGUGCAUCAUGAUGUCAUCAAGCAAAGUAUAAAUUGCAUGUUUUGGACAUGUUAUUUCAGGGGGUCUUCAAACCUGGCCCUUUUAUGACUUGUGGACUUCAACUCCCAGAAUUCCUCAGCCAGCAUGCCUGGCA
Messenger RNA from Crotalus tigris (Tiger rattlesnake), 3184 nucleotides. It is a transcript of the gene ITK, whose product is annotated as IL2 inducible T cell kinase. Lineage: Eukaryota; Metazoa; Chordata; Lepidosauria; Squamata; Viperidae. The transcript has 17 exons. The record is from RefSeq and is a predicted model, not a curated record. Gene Ontology annotation, molecular function: ATP binding; non-membrane spanning protein tyrosine kinase activity; protein binding. Gene Ontology annotation, biological process: NK T cell differentiation; T cell receptor signaling pathway; peptidyl-tyrosine autophosphorylation. The coding region runs from base 57 to 1982 and encodes 641 amino acids.